AUGGCGUCGACGCCGUGGGACUUCAUCGCCAAGCUCGUCUGCAUCGGCGACUCGGGAUGCGGAAAGUCCAGCCUCACGAUCCGCCUCUGCGAGGGCCGCUUCACGCCCCAUCACGACGUCACCAUCGGCGUUGAGUUCGGCUCCCGCAUCGUCCCCGUCGGCCCGCCCCAUUCAAAGGCCUCCCCUCCCUCGAGCGCCGCCGCCGCCGUGUCGGCGGCUGCCAGCGAUGGCCUGCCCGAACCGCCCCGCGACACGAGCCACAAGCCCCAGAAGCAUAUGAAGCUCAGUCUCUGGGACACGGCCGGCCAGGAGACGUACAAGUCCGUCACGCGGUCCUACUUUCGCGGCGCCAGCGGCGCCCUCCUCGUCUUCGACCUCUCGCGGAAGCAGACCUUCCAGCACGCCACCGAUUGGCUCAACGACCUGCGCCAGAUUGCCGAGCCCGACAUCGUCGUCGUACUCGUCGGGAACAAGGCCGACCUGACGCAGCAGGAGGAGAACAAGCGGGAGGUGACGAGGGAGGAGGCCGAGGAGUGGGCGAGGAGGAACGGCAUAAUGGAGUACGUCGAAACGAGCGCCAAGAGCGGCGAGAACGUCGAGAAGGCUUUCAUGAGGGUCGCCGAAAGCAUAUACCAGAACAUUCAAGCCGGCAAGUACGAUCUGAACGACAGGAGAUCAGGCGUCAAGGGGCCUGGUGCCGGAGGGAACCGCCAGGUCCGGUUGAACAGCGAUGCCAACAAGGCCGUCGCCGGUGGCUGCUGUUGA
Molecule: messenger RNA, 765 nt
Organism: Drechmeria coniospora
Lineage: Eukaryota; Fungi; Ascomycota; Sordariomycetes; Hypocreales; Ophiocordycipitaceae
Product: Ras-related protein RABB1b
Exons: 1
Coding region: 1-765 (254 amino acids)
Biological process (GO): regulation of endocytosis
Cellular component (GO): endosome
Molecular function (GO): GTP binding; GTPase activity
Source: RefSeq, a predicted model, not a curated record